Messenger RNA from Huiozyma naganishii CBS 8797, 2793 nucleotides. It is a transcript of the gene PHO87, whose product is annotated as SPX domain-containing inorganic phosphate transporter. NCBI's taxonomy places the organism in Eukaryota, Fungi, Ascomycota, Saccharomycetes, Saccharomycetales, Saccharomycetaceae. Gene Ontology annotation, biological process: monoatomic anion transmembrane transport; polyphosphate metabolic process; phosphate ion transport. The transcript has a single exon. The coding region runs from base 1 to 2793 and encodes 930 amino acids. The record is from RefSeq and is a predicted model, not a curated record. Gene Ontology annotation, cellular component: membrane. Gene Ontology annotation, molecular function: phosphate transmembrane transporter activity.
AUGAGGUUCUCUCACUUUCUCCAAUACAAUUCUGUACCGGAAUGGCAGAGUCAUUAUAUGAACUAUGAACAGCUAAAAAAUCUGAUUUACACUCUACAAACGGAUGAAUUGAAACAAAGUGCGGGACCGUCUCAAGAACCGCCAAGUCCAACUGAAGAAACCCAACCAGAUAAUGAAAUUCAGAGAGACAGUUCUUCAACCUCAGUGAGAGGUAUCACAUCCAGGUUAAAGAACAGUAUCUUCUCUUCAAAGAACAAAGUCAAGAAAGAUCCAGUUGAUAAUAUGAAAAUGACUAACGCAAAUGAAGAAACAAUAGAACUGGAUGACUUGUCCCUUGCUCCAGAACAAGAUAGGGCAGGGAAGCCCAAAAAGAGUCAUAUAUCUGUUAAGAACCUGAGGCCGAAGCUAUUUGAAUCUCGCCGUUCCUCUGACUCAAGUGACGCCAGAACUUUAAGCAGCCCGUAUGACACAUUUUUGGGCAGUUUGGAACAGGAAAGAACGAAGAUUGAUGAUUUUUACAAAAGGAUGGAAGUUAAAUUCUAUGAGAGAUUUGAUUCUUUGCUAAAAGAUUUGGAAGGUGAGGGAUUAAAUGUUUUUGAUGAGGCUUUUGCGUAUGGAGAUGAAGAUAAAGAGGGCAAGACGGAAGCAAUACGUUCCAAUAUACUCAGUAAGGCCGAGCGCCACUCAACCAACUCAUUCGAAAUAGGCAUCUCAGCAGCUCAUUCAGAACUUCGAAACAGGUUUGACAUUUCGGAAGAGGAUUUCGAUGAGGAAGAUGAACUGGGAUACGGUAUUGACGACGUUCCAGAAAACAGUGCUUUACUAAAUUACUCGCAGGUUAACAUCAAAUCACAAAAGAAAUCGAUUUUAAAGCAGUCCAUUGUUAAUUUAUACAUUGACAUGUGUCAGCUAAAGUCUUUUAUCGAGCUCAAUAGGAUUGGUUUCAGUAAGAUUACGAAAAAGUUUGACAAAGUCUUACAUAUGAAUAUGAAACGUGAAUUGAUCGACUCUCAGGACUUCUUCAAGAACGUUUACAUUUUUCAAGAACACACCCUCGAUGUGUUGAACCAAGUGAUACAACUACUCGUGGAGUGCUACGCAUUCAUAACUGACCAACCAGGUAGCCUAGAUAAAUGUAAAAAGGAGUUGCGCUCUUUUCUACACGAUCAUAUAGUAUGGGAAAGAAGCAAAACCUGGAAAGAUAUGCUAGGUCUUCUGUCACAGGAUAAGAACAUCAGAACUGAUUUGGAUAUUGAGGAGGAAAAGAGUCCAAGUAAUGAAAGAUUACAUUUGGAUAUGUAUAGCUACCGCCUUCCAAGACCUUUUCACUGGAAAUUUGUCAAUAUAACACAUAUAAGUGUUCCCAAACUGUUUUUCACCAUCAAGGCAGCCAAAUUGGCUUUCAUAAUAACGUUUACAGGGAUAUUGCUGGGUGUUAAAACUUUUAAUGAUAGGAUUGAAGGUAGGUGCAUGGCAUUAGUCGAGUGCGUGGCCCUGUUGUGGGCAACGGAAGCUAUUCCUUUGUAUAUUACUGCAUUAUUGGUGCCGCUAUUGACUGUUCUUUUUAGAGUCUUGAGAGAUUCCAAUGGAAAUGCAAUGAAAGCGGCUGCUGCCUCCUCGGAAAUUUUGUCAACAAUGUGGUCUUCAACUAUCAUGAUUUUGUUAGCAGGUUUCACAUUGGGUGAAGCGCUUGCUCAGUACGAUGUGGCAAAAAUUUUGGCGUCCUGGUUACUAGCUUUUGCGGGAACCAAACCUCGUAACGUUUUGUUGAUGGCAAUGUGUGUCGUUUUCUUUUUAUCAAUGUGGAUAUCAAAUGUUGCCUCUCCAGUCCUGACGUAUUCUUUAUUGAAACCUUUAAUGGAUCCUCUGGAUGCAGAUGCCCCAUUUGCAAAGGCGGUUGUACUAGGCGUCGCACUUGCCGCCGACUUGGGUGGUAUGGCAUCUCCUAUCUCAUCUCCCCAAAAUAUAAUAUCCAUGGACUACCUCAAGCCAUACGGGAUAGGCUGGGGUCAAUUUUUUGCCGUGGCUUUGCCUUGUGGAGUUUUGUCAAUGCUGCUCAGUUGGGGGCUAAUGUGCCUAACUUUCAAAAUUAAUACGACCAAGUUAGAAAAAUUCACACCAAUCAGAACGAAGCUCACUAUGAAACAAUGGUAUGUGAUAAUCGUUACGGUUGCUACUAUUCUUUUAUGGUGCGUGGAAAGUCAAAUUGAAUCUGCCUUUGGCUCCUCUGGCCAAAUUGCAAUAUUACCAAUGGUACUUUUUUUUGCUACUGGACUGCUUUCCACAAAAGACCUAAAUACAUUUCCCUGGUCUAUUGUGAUUUUAGCAAUGGGUGGUAUCGCACUGGGAAAAACGGUUUCCUCUUCUGGCUUACUACAAACUAUUGCCAGAUCUUUGCAACGUAGAAUCGAGAACGAUUCUUUGCUGGCAAUUCUAUGCAUCUUCGGUAUUCUCAUGCUUGUUGUGGGUACUUUCGUGUCCCAUACUGUAUCUGCCAUCAUUAUCGUGCCGCUGGUUCAAGAGGUUGGUGAGAAGUUGGGGUCUCCCAAAGCCGCUCCAGUGCUCGUUUUCGGAUGUGCCCUCCUGGCAUCGUGUGGUAUGGGUUUAGCAUCUUCAGGUUUUCCUAACGUAACCGCUAUAUCUAUGACCGACAAGAAUGGCAAACGUUAUUUAGAUGUUGCAACCUUUAUUUCAAGAGGUGUACCGGCAUCGUUAUUAGCGUGGCUUUGCGUUGUAACGUUAGGAUAUGGUAUUAUGAUAUCAGUGGUCAAGGGGGUCCCCAGCGCGACAUGA